AUGGGUUUGGAUACAAAGCUUCUGAAAACUGUGCUUAUAUGGGUAAUGGCAGCAGCCACGACAAGAUCAGCAUCAGAAGCAGAAAUUCCCCAAACCAUAAGAGCAGAUUGCCAAUACAAGUGUGGGGAAGUUAGCAUCCCAUACCCCUUUGGCACAAAUGACAAGCUAUACUAUACAGGGUGUCUUUCACUGUGUACAAGUACUGACAGCCUAGCCAAUGGUUCCUGCUCGGGCAUUGGAUGCUGCAAAGCCGUUAUCCCGAAAAUGACGUACAUUUUUAGUGUAAAAUUCCAAAGCUUCCAUAACCACACUGGGAUUUGGGACUUCAAUCCUUGUAGCUGUUCCUUUUGGGUAGAAGAAGAGUCUUAUGACUUCUCCACUGUUGAUCUUGUUGAUCUCCAGAGUAGGAGCAAGGUUACCACAGUGAAUGAUUGGAGUAUUGAGCAACAAACAUGCAAAGAAGCACAAGAAAAUGUGACAAGUUAUGCACGCAGCCAGGAUCAUAGCUUUUGCCUUGACUCUGAUAAUGGUCCAGGAUACCGUUGUAGUUGCUCUCCAGGUUAUCAGGGCAUUACUUACAUCCCCAAUGGUUGCCAAGAUGUUGACGAGUGUGCUGAUCCAAUGCUUAAUGACUGUGAAGAAAGAUCUUGCAUUAACCAAAAGGGGAGCUACCCUGUGCUUGCCCCCGAGACUACCAUGAGGAUGGCCAAAAAAAUGGAGAAGGCUGCGUUGGUUAUCAACUUCGAUCUCCAAUGUCCCAAUUCUGAUAUGAAAAGUAGUGGAGCAGGCCUCGUUCUACUGCUAGCUAGUGGUGGCUGGUUCUAUCUGGGACUCAAGAAAAGAAAGCUUAUCAAGCUAAAAAAGCAUUAUUUUCAGCAAAACGGUGGCUUAAUGUUACAAAAACAACUCUUGAGACCAGAAGAAUCCAUUGACACUACCAAAAUUUUCACAGAGGAAGAACUCAAAAUGGCCACCAACAACUUUGAUGAGAGCAGAAUCAUUGGCCGCAGCGGAUAUGGAACAGUCAAUCACAAGAAUGUAAUUAAACUCUUCGGGUGUUGUUUAGAGACAGAAGUGCCAUUGCUUGUUUAUGAAUUUGUCACCAAUGUUACCCUCUCUGACCAUAUCCAACAAGAGAACACAAAUUCCACUGCCACCAUUCCUUAG
This is a messenger RNA of Prunus armeniaca (apricot), 1167 nucleotides long. Lineage: Eukaryota; Viridiplantae; Streptophyta; Magnoliopsida; Rosales; Rosaceae. The record is from the annotation of a GenBank genome assembly.